ACAUCAAAACUAUAGAUUAAUCAAAACAUAACCUUAUAUUGUAAGCAAAUUCAAAACUUGGCGUUCAUUUACGUAUGUGGUUUAAUUUUUUUUUGCUGUGUGUGGUAGGGAAUUCGUAGAACCUUUUUAUUAUCGUUUAAGAAAUUACUAGACAAUCUUUAAGAAAAAAUAAAAGGAGUACCUUUUCUAGUGUAACAAUGACUGCACCGAUGGAGAGAAUACAAGUGUUAGAUUCUAUUGAGAAGGACGUUAUUACUUGCCUACAUAGUGCAGGACAAGCAUUUGUAGAACUAGGGAAAGAAAAGUCCAGUUUAAAACAAGCUGAGAAUCACACUCAAACCUUUUUAAAAACAUUGGGUGCAGUUGAAUCAAAACUGACAGACCAGAUUAAUUACUUAACUCAAGUGUCUACAGGACAACCACAUGAAGGCUCUGGAUAUGCUUCACAAAAAGUGCUUCAGAUGGCUUGGCAUAGGCUUGAACAUGCUCGAUCAAGAGUGAAUGAACUUGAUCGUCUUAAAAUGAAACACCUACAGGGGAGGACUUCCUCUAGACCAGCUGUAACUACUAAUGGAGUUUCAACACAUUCUACAUCAAAUGUUUCUAAUUAAUAAUAGUUGUGAAAUACUUUAUCAAUUGUGUUUUUAACUUUUUUUUAUAUCCUAAAAUUCAACUUGGAUUUUGUAGCUGAAUUAAAAUCUGUCCUUUAUAA
This is a messenger RNA of Agrilus planipennis (emerald ash borer), 712 nucleotides long. RefSeq names its product mediator of RNA polymerase II transcription subunit 11. Gene Ontology annotation, biological process: regulation of transcription by RNA polymerase II. The coding region runs from base 198 to 611 and encodes 137 amino acids. The record is from RefSeq and is a predicted model, not a curated record. Gene Ontology annotation, cellular component: mediator complex. NCBI's taxonomy places the organism in Eukaryota, Metazoa, Arthropoda, Insecta, Coleoptera, Buprestidae. Gene Ontology annotation, molecular function: transcription coregulator activity. The transcript has a single exon.